Molecule: messenger RNA, 306 nt
Organism: Osmerus eperlanus (European smelt)
Lineage: Eukaryota; Metazoa; Chordata; Actinopteri; Osmeriformes; Osmeridae
Product: FH1/FH2 domain-containing protein 3-like
Exons: 4
Biological process (GO): cortical actin cytoskeleton organization; sarcomere organization; cardiac myofibril assembly
Cellular component (GO): cytoplasm; cytoskeleton
Molecular function (GO): actin filament binding
Source: RefSeq, a predicted model, not a curated record
AUGGCUCUGGGACAGAUCAUGCUGUAUGUGGAUGGGAUGAACGGCCUGAUAGCUCACAAUGAAACGGUCCAGUGGCUCUACACUCUGGUUGGCUCUAAGUUCCGCCUGGUGGUGAAGACAGCGCUGAAGCUGCUGCUGGUGUUUGUGGAGUACACCGAGGCGAACGCCGCUCUCCUCAUACAGGCAGUCAACGGCGUGGACACCAAGAGAGGCACCAAGCUGUGGUCAAACGCCAUGGAGAUUCUGGAUGAGAAGGAUGGAGUGGACACCGAACUGCUGGUGUAUGCUAUGACUCUCAUCAACAAG